Pteronotus mesoamericanus is the source of this 1534-nucleotide messenger RNA. It is a transcript of the gene GPANK1, whose product is annotated as G-patch domain and ankyrin repeats 1. NCBI's taxonomy places the organism in Eukaryota, Metazoa, Chordata, Mammalia, Chiroptera, Mormoopidae. The coding region runs from base 329 to 1381 and encodes 350 amino acids. The record is from RefSeq and is a predicted model, not a curated record. The transcript has 3 exons. Gene Ontology annotation, molecular function: protein binding; nucleic acid binding.
ACACAUGCGUCUUCGAGUAGUCUGGAUAUUUGAUUAGUAGAUUCCUUUGCUUACAGUGGCGCCAUUUUGUAGUGCUGAAGCUACAAGGCUACGUGGACUGCAGCCUCUCCCAAAGUCUGGUUCCUCUUUUUGGAGAAGUGUCAAGUGUUUUUGUUUGAGGAGAUGACACCUGAAAUAGGUUGGAGAAAGAUUUAAAGGGCAAGGCUGAUUGCUGUUCAUAAUUCAGGUCUCUGGAGGUGGCUCUGGUCACUGCAGGGCCACCAGGGUGUUGGCUUGCUGGCUUCGUCUUCCCCUUGCCUGGUCUCAUUCUCUCAGCUCUUCCAAAGCCAUGUCCAGGCCCUCUAUCAUCACCUUCACCCCAGCCACUGACCCCAACGACCUCUGGAAAGAUGGGCAGCAGCAGUCACAGCCUGAAGAGCUGGCGCCUACACUGGAUGGGGCUGCAGCCCGGGCUUUCUAUGAGGCCUUGAUUGGAGAUGAGAGCAGUGCCCCUGAACCUCAGAGAUCGCAACCUGAGCCUGCCAGUGACAGAAAGGGGAAGAAGAGAAGAAUGAUGAGAGAGACUGCAGCAGGAUCAUCAGAAGGACAUGGACAAAGGAGAUCCCUUGAGGCAGAGGACAAGAUGACUCACUGGAUACUGAGGGCAGCCCAGGAGGGGGACUUGGCAGAACUAAAAAGGCUGUUGGAUCCCUAUGAGGCAGGGGGAGCUGGGGGGAAUAUCAAUGCUCGGGAUGCCUUCUGGUGGACCCCCCUAAUGUGUGCUGCCCGAGCAGGCCAGGUGGCAGCUGUGCGCUAUCUCCUGGGCCGGGGUGCUGCCUGGGUUGGGGUCUGUGAGCUAGGCGGCAGGGAUGCUGCUCAGCUGGCUGAAGAAGCAGGCUUUCCUGAGGUGGCCCGCAUGGUCAGAGAGAGCCAUGGAGAGAAGAGGAGUCCAGAGAACCGGUCCCAGUCCCCUUCCCCCCAGUACUGUGAGACCUGUGAUGCCCACUUCCAAGACUCUAACCACCGAACAUCUACUGCUCACCUGCUGUCACUGUCCCGGGAUCUCCAGACCCCCAAUCUUCACCUUGGGGUGCCCAUCUCCAGCCCAGGCUUCAAGCUGCUGCUGAAGGGGGGCUGGGAACCUGGAAUGGGGCUGGGACCCCGGGGCAAGGGCCGCAUCAUCCCCAUCCCCACCAUCCUCAAGAGAGACCAGGAAGGAUUAGGAUACAGAUCAGCACCCCAGCCCCGAGUCACACACUUUCUGGCUCGGGAUACACGGGCAGUGGCUGGGAGGGAGAGAGCCCUACAGGUCACCACAUUGCGCAGAAGGGAGGAGGAAAGGCAAAAGGAGAAGGACAAAGCCUGGGAGCGGGAUCUGAGGAUGUACAUGAACCUUGAGUGACCUUGGAAAGGUCUGACCCUGGUCUGCUGAAGUCAGAGCUGGGCUCUUUGGCUUCUACUUCCUGGGGUCUGCCCAGGUUUCAGACACUCAGAUUUUGGUCAUUAGGCCCUCCCCUUGAGAGGGGGACUGAGAGUUGAGAAAUAAAUCAACCUC